Messenger RNA from Bursaphelenchus okinawaensis, 1694 nucleotides. Lineage: Eukaryota; Metazoa; Nematoda; Chromadorea; Rhabditida; Aphelenchoididae. The record is from the annotation of a GenBank genome assembly.
AUGGCCCAAGUAGAGUAUCAUCCAGCUCCACACAAACAAAGUCCCUACAUGUGGGACUUUCCCGACCCAAUAACUGGUACUUUUCCGACUUACGCUUAUGACAAGAUGGAUCUCUACAACAAGUUUCAUCGUGCCAAUUACAUUGGUAUAGUCAUUGUGGGUGGAAGCUUGUCGAUGACAUUGUUUUACCUGGUAGUUUUUGAAACAAAAGGCGUUUUUAAGCCGUACAUCAAGAUGUUGCUCAUGUGUUCGAUGAGUGACAUGUUCUUCUGGAUGUUUUUUACUGGCUUUGUAAGUUCGUAUGUUGUUAUAAAGUAAAUAUUGAAUAUACAAAAAUUUUAAAAUUUUAAUAUUUAAAUCUGUUUAGAAAGGCAUACUGAUAGAUGGUGUAUACUUCCUGAGUAUCAACGGAGCUGCCAAACAUUUUGAUAGGGAGGUUCAGUUGAUGUUUUUGGCUUGUUAUGGGUUCGGUAUCUGCUUGAUACAUACCAUACUACCAGCUCAGGCCUACUUUCGAUAUCAUGCACUGAAAACGUAGGUUUUACACUGGCAUUCGACCUCAAACUUGAUUUAAAGUAAACAACUUUACUAUAAUUUAAAAAAUUUUCAAGUUUAAUUUGACGCCAAGACUUUUUUGAUACUUUAACAGUAAUAAUGCAAUUUUAAAUACAUAUAUAGCAAUUUCAAUUUUAGGUCGACAUUUUUGAGUGUCAAAAAGACAUUGUUUUUGUUUAUCUUUUCUGUCAUUUGCACUUUACCGACCGCUUACUUCUGCCGUGCUGGCUUUGAUUACUCGGCCGAGAUCUGGCCAAACUAUAACUAUGCUUUACUGUGGUAUAAAGAGUUCCCUGUACCUGUUGCUCACAUCGCCAAUAUUGUAAGUUUAAAAGUUAAAGCUUGCCGGUCAAAAAUUAAGAUUGUUUUAUUGGUCAAGAAGUAAGUAGAACACAUUUUUUGUAAAAAUGGUUUUUAAAAGUUUUUUAAAUAUUGAUUUUCAGAGACAUUUCAAUGUGAAAAUGUACUUUUUACAAGCUACAAUACUAAUUAACUUGUCUUUUGGCAUCUUCAUUUACAUUUUGCGUUUGACUAUGAGAGAAUUGAAUCAAGAAAGUAAUGGUGGAUUCAAGUAUUCUAAUAAGACCAGACAACUUCAGAAGCAACUUACUCGGUUUCUCAUUUGUCAGGUAAUUCUAUCUAUAACAAUCUGCUAUAUAAUACUCAUUUAAUGUUCAAAUGUAAUAAUUAUGGGCGCUCUUAUUUUUUUUAAAUUUUUGGUGUUAAAGGGCACAGGAUUAUUUGAACUAUUAUAAUACCUAAUACAUAACUUUAAGUAUUUAUUUAAACGUUAGAACGAGAUAGAUAAAGGUUUGUAAUAAGUACUUGAACGUCAACUACCACUACGAACCACAAGUAUUAUAUUUCAGGCCAUGGUGACCUUCUGUAACUCCGUAAUCCCAGUAGCUGCAAUCUUGAUACCUUUGUUCAUGAAGAUUGAUGCAGGUGCUACGCCGUCCUUAUGUCUUUUCAUCGUGGGCUGGGUUCCAGCUGUUAAUCCAGUCCUGUCGAAUAUCAUUAUCACUCCUUAUCGACGCUUUAUCAUCGGUUGUUUCAAGAGAUUAAUUGGUGCUGUAAACAGCAAAGUGUCUCGGAACUCGACGGAUCGUAAUCAUUCUGCUAUGAUCUCUAAUACUUGA